AUGAAAUGUAUUACAGGCGCCGUGGGAUUCAUCUUGCGGUUCAUUACACCAGUGUCGGUGGUACCAUUGGUGGCGCUUGUUGGUUUGUCGCUGUUUGACGCCGCUUCUGCCAGCUCUUCGAAAAACUGGGGACUGGCCUGCAUCACGAUGGCAUUGAUCGUUGUCUUCUCACAAUACCUGAGGCAUUUGAGCAUUCCAGUGCCGUCUUACGACAAGGAGACCCGGAAGUUCCGGACAAAGCCUUUUCCGUUGUUCGAGUUGUUACCGAUUAUACUGGCGAUUUUGGCAAGUUGGCUGGCGGCAUUCAUUCUCACGGCCACUGACGUGAUUCCGGAAGGAAAUCCCGGCCGCACGGAUUCCACAAUCAUGAUUUUGCGCAAUAGCCCAUGGUUCCGCUUACCUUAUCCCGGUCAGUGGGGAACUCCGGUAAUAACGACUGCCGGGGUUUUGGGAAUGGUGGCGGCCAUAUUGUCUUCUGUGGUGGAAUCCAUCGGCGAUUAUUACGCAUGCGCCAGACUUUGCAAUGCACCAUCUCCACCAGUGCACGCCAUAAAUCGUGGCAUAGGCAUUGAGGGAGUUGGCAGCGUUUUUGCUGCACUUUUUGGAACCAGCACUGGUACCACGAGCUAUUCCGAAAACAUUGGCGCCAUAGGUAUCUCCAAGGUCGGCAGCAGGAGGGUGAUCCUAUGUGCUGGGGUCCUGAUGAUGAUAUGUGGGGUCGUGUCAAAACUUGGGGCCGUGUUCGUCAUGAUCCCUGAGCCAAUCAUCGGAGGGAUCUUUUGCACGCUUUUCGGUGUCAUCGCUGCUGUUGGACUUUCGAAUCUCCAGUUCGUGGACCUGAAUUCAACCAGGAACAUUUUCAUCCUGGGGUUCUCUUUGUUCAUGGGCCUAGUGAGUGAAUCUUCGUUAAGAAUUCUGGUCUUUGCGCAUCCCCGUUUGUUUGCAGUGCCCAAGUGGAUGCAAGCCAACAGUGGCAAGAACAUCAUAUCCACUGGAUUAUCCGAUCUGGAUUCUUUGCUCACGGUGCUGCUGUCCACGAGUAUGUUUGUCGGCGGUGGAAUUGCAUUUUUUCUGGACAACACUGUUCCAGGUACUUUUUUUUUCAACUGA
This is a messenger RNA of Notodromas monacha, 1110 nucleotides long. The record is from the annotation of a GenBank genome assembly. NCBI's taxonomy places the organism in Eukaryota, Metazoa, Arthropoda, Ostracoda, Podocopida, Cyprididae.